Messenger RNA from Bufo bufo (common toad), 1933 nucleotides. RefSeq names its product serine/arginine-rich splicing factor 5-like. The record is from RefSeq and is a predicted model, not a curated record. The transcript is spliced from 8 exons. Gene Ontology annotation, cellular component: ribonucleoprotein complex; nucleus; cytoplasm. NCBI's taxonomy places the organism in Eukaryota, Metazoa, Chordata, Amphibia, Anura, Bufonidae. Gene Ontology annotation, molecular function: mRNA binding. Bases 300 to 1148 code for a protein of 282 amino acids.
CCGUUGUUUUUGCGGACCCAUUGAAGUGAAUGGUUCCGCAUACGGUCUGCAAAAAAAAACAAAACGUAACGGAAGCGGAAAGAAAAUACGUUUGUGUGCUUGAGCCCUAAGAAGCAGCGUUUGCACAGAGCAGUUAUCUGAGCCCUCCCCACGUCUGUACGCCUUGCUGGAGAGGAUCUGCGUACAGUAGGUUUCUGCGCACCGCCUUCUCAGGUGUACCUCCUGUGCAGACGCCGAGAGCUCUGGGGAUUCUUGUCUCCUCCUUGGCCGCCCCUUUGUGCCAAGACAAGGAGUUCACCAUGUUAUUCCUGGUCUUGACGCUGAAAGGAGAAGACAUGGAAUAUUCCUCCUGGCGCUGGAAACCUGCAAAUUAUCAAGAUAAGAUGAGCGGCUGCAGAGUAUUUAUAGGGAGGCUGAGUCCUCAUGCUCGUGAAAGAGAUGUGGAGAAGUUUUUCAAGGGAUAUGGUCGUAUCCGAGAAAUUAACUUGAAAAGUGGAUUUGGUUUUGUGGAAUUUGAAGACCACCGAGAUGCAGAUGAUGCAGUAUACGAGCUGAAUGGAAAGGAACUAUGUAGUGAAAGAGUCACAAUUGAACACGCCAGAAAUCGAAGAGGAAGAGGAGGCAUGAUGGGUGGUGGAGGAGGGCGUUACCCAAUGCGCUUUGGCUACCGUCAGUCAAACAGUGGUGGACCCAGGUAUGGACCCCCAGUACGAACAGAGCAUCGAAUAAUUGUGGAAAACCUCUCCUCGCGUGUCAGCUGGCAGGAUCUGAAGGACUUCAUGAGAAAGGCUGGAGAGGUCACAUAUGUGGAUGCACACAGGAGUAACAGAAAUGAAGGGGUCGUGGAAUUUGCAUCCUACAGUGAUAUGAAGAGUGCUUUAGACAAGUUGGACGGCACGGAGCUUAGUGGUCGAAAAAUAAAGCUGAUUGAGGAUCGCAAAAAACACAGAAGUCGCUCUAGAUCAAGAAGCUACUCCAGAUCCCGCAGCAAGUCCAAGUCUCGUGGAUCGUCCAGGUCUGCAAGCAGAUCCCGCUCUCCCAGCCGUACACCUGAAAAGAAAUACAGUCAGAAAUCGAACAGCGGUGAACCUUCCCAGAGCUCCCCCAAACGUCAGUCCCGAUCCAGUUCAGCGGAGAGCCGCGGUUAGAUGACACCUACCAUGUGUGGAACUGCUGAAUGAAGGUUAUGUGCCCCAUGGCUGGGGGUGAAAGAUUUCCACUGUUUAAUGUAACCAAAGCGCCUGUAAAAUCUGACAUAUAAAAGAGGGCCUAGUGCUUUGAUUUUGUAAAUCUGCGAUCUGGCGCUUCUGCCUAGACUAUGCGAUGGGCAGGGCUCAUGUAACCCUCCCUAUUUGACGCGUGUUUCACUGUGUAGAUAGGUGAAACUUGUCUGAGAUUUCUCAUUUUCUGACUUGUUUAUAAAGUAAAUGAAGACAUGUCUUUAGAUUGAGUUAUAGACAUCACAUACUGCCCUAUUCUUUAUAAGUGACACUGACAGAAAAUGUAAGUUUCAGCGAAUAUAUGUAUAAAAUUAUCAUUAGUGUUCUAGUAGCGCAUGUUACAUCAGGUAGGUGUCAGUUAUUUACAGCCAAAGUCUGUUUGAUUUGUCUCCUUAGAUUGGCUUUAUUAGUUAUUGUAAAUGUGAAGGAUGAGACCCAUUAAUACUACAAAAUGUAGAUUUUUCCAGCUUCAUUUAGCGUUUUACAAAAUUUCAAGGACAGGUUUUUUUUGUGUUUUUUUUUCUUUAAACUUUUUGUAACUUUACGAUUUUUUUAGUUUUUGUGUUAAUUAAUCCUGUUUGCUUUUGUGGCUAGUAACAUAGGUGUUUGCUAGGCAAUAGUUUGAAACAGUUUGUCCAGUUUUGAUCUGUAUUGCAUUCUCAUGCUUUUGGUUAAUUAAAGAGAAAACUUUAAAGGCAAAUUUUUAAAGCAAA